AUGGAGGACAACUUCACUAAAUGGGUUGAAGCUGCACCGCUGAAGACAGUUGAAACAGAAGAGGUCUGCAAUGCUAUCAUUAGAGAACUUGUUUCACGGUUUGGCUGUAUGUAUAUUCUUCAUUCUGACAGAGGACCCCAGUUUAUUUCCAACUUGUACGCCUCAUUGCUUCAAAAACUUGGAAUCGACAAGUCAUUAACAACACCAUACAACCCUAAAUCCAAUGGAUUGGUAGAAAACUUUAACAAGAUCUUGAAGUCUAUGAUCAAAACCUACACCUAUGAUCACCAGGAAUCAGUUGGCGAUUGGGAUGUCAUGCUUCCCAUCUUCUUGAUGGCUUAUCGAUCUUCAGUGCAUAACAGCACAGGCGAGACCCCACAUUAUAUGUUGACAUCAAGGGAAAUGAAGCUACCCAUGAAUCUCUUAUACACCAAGCCUGCUGAGACACAGACUUCAGUACCAUCUUAUAUCAGGCAACUUGAGGAUAGAUUCCAGAAAGCCUACAGUAUAGCGCGUAACAACUUGCAGUUAUCACAAAGAAUCCAGAAGAAGCAGUAUGAGCCUUCAAUUCCCAAAUAUCAGUCCCUCAAAGCUGGUGAUUAUGUUUGGUAUUACAUGUAUAAUCCAAGGAAAUCUUUUAAAGGCGACAAACAUGUGCCAUGGCGAGGACCAUACCUAGUAAAGCAUGUAGGUGAAGAUUUCACUGUUACUCUGCAACUUGAUUUGGCUGGAACAACCUACCGAGCUCAUUGUGACAAGCUGAGGAUUGCUCGUGGGGUAAACAGGGACAAUUGGUCACUCAAGUAG
Molecule: messenger RNA, 807 nt
Organism: Lineus longissimus
Lineage: Eukaryota; Metazoa; Nemertea; Pilidiophora; Heteronemertea; Lineidae
Exons: 1
Coding region: 1-807 (268 amino acids)
Biological process (GO): DNA integration
Molecular function (GO): nucleic acid binding
Source: RefSeq, a predicted model, not a curated record